Messenger RNA from Tripterygium wilfordii, 2114 nucleotides. Its product is annotated as RNA demethylase ALKBH9B. NCBI's taxonomy places the organism in Eukaryota, Viridiplantae, Streptophyta, Magnoliopsida, Celastrales, Celastraceae. The transcript has 6 exons. The coding region runs from base 129 to 1643 and encodes 504 amino acids. Gene Ontology annotation, biological process: mRNA catabolic process. Gene Ontology annotation, molecular function: mRNA binding; demethylase activity. The record is from RefSeq and is a predicted model, not a curated record.
AUUCGAAUUCACUGCCGUCUUUUACAGUGCCCGAAGCCGCGUUGUCUUGGUUUGCCUUUUUUUGGCUAUACUGUGUGAACGAACUACCACCACGGAAUCUAGUCGCCAACAACCGAGUAGACCCAGCCAUGACCGGCGAUCUUCAUCGGAUCAGAAAGGACGACCCGUUCCUCAUGCACUACCAGCCAUCAGACCUCCGCGUUGCAUCUGAAUUCUUGACGACGUGGCUCCCCUUCCUCUCCAGAGAUCUUUGUCACAAGUGCACUCAAAUCCUCUCUGACCGCAUCCGUUCUCUCGACCCAGAACUUGAUGAUGAAGCAGAAGCUUUGCAUUCAGAAAAGAGUGAAACAUCUUUGUCUCCUAACAAUGGGGAAUCAGGGGAGACCAAAGAGAAUUCUGAGGAUAACUGCGACACACAUUCCCAAGGUAGUGGCAAAGAUGGGGCUGAUACAAAUUCAUUGGGUAGUUGGAAAGAUGGGGCAAGUGGGUGCUGUGAACCACACAUGGAAGCUUCUAGUAGUGGGUUAGCCUCAGGAUCACCUUCUGUUGACACCACCCCAGGUCCUAGAAUAUCUUGGGCUGACAUGGCACAGGAAGAUGAGCUUGAAGAAGAAGAAGAAGAAGAAGAGGAAGAAUCUGAAUUGAAUAAGCGAGUUGUAAAUAUGAGUCCUUUGAGUGGAGACUUGACAGUGUCAAAGGUUAUUGAGAAGCCUAAGCUUUCUAGGGAUCAGAGAGAGUACAUUCGGUUCAUGAAUGUCAAAAGGAAGAAAGAUUUUAUUUGCUUGGAGAGAGUUAAAGGGAAGAUUGUUAACAUUCUUGAGGGGCUUGAACUUCACAGUGGCAUUUUCAGUGCUGCAGAACAGAAAAGAAUAGUUAAAGAAGUUUAUGCCCUUGAAGAGAAGGGCAAAAGGGGGGAAUUGGCAGAGCGGACUUACUCAGCACCCAAGAAGUGGAUGAGGGGCAAAGGGCGUGUAACCAUUCAGUUUGGUUGUUGUUACAAUUAUGCCAUUGAUAAAAUGGGCAAUCCUCCAGGCAUUCUCCAAAAAGAAACUGUGGACCCUUUGCCUUCUCUUUUCAAGGUGAUCAUUAGAAGAUUGGUCAGGUGGCACGUUCUUCCUCCAAGCUGUGUACCUGACAGUUGCAUUGUGAACAUCUAUGAAGAAGGGGAUUGCAUACCUCCUCACAUUGACAACCAUGAUUUCGUCCGACCCUUCUGCACUGUGUCAUUUCUUAGCGAGUGCAAUAUUGUAUUUGGGUCGAACUUAAAGAUUUUGAAUGCGGGAGAGUUUGCUGGCGCAACUGCUCUUCCCCUUCCUGUGGGGUCUGUUCUUGUUCUAAAUGGAAAUGGGGCUGAUGUGGCGAAGCAUUGUGUUCCUGCAGUUCCCACGAAGAGAAUAUCAAUCACAUUCAGAAAAAUGGAUGAAUCAAAGAGGCCGAUUUGGUUUGUUCCAGAACCUGAUUUGCAAGGGAUUCAACCAUUAUCAUAUGAAACAGACAGAGAGAAAAGGUUUGAUUCUCCUAACUCUGAUGGCCGUACUAAGGGGCAGCCUUUUAGAAGACAUGGUCCUCAAUCAGAGCCGCAUUACUUGACUCGGACAAGGCAAGGGCCUAUUCAUAAGCGAAGUUUGAGGCCUUUCAACUAAUGCAGAGGGGUACUAUAUUAUUUAUAUGUUUGUACAUGAUUAUAGGUGUGAACGGUUUCAAAGUGACUAUUGAUGCAUAUGAGUUGGAGUUGGUUUCGGUUAGCCAGAAGGGAUAGAUAAGAAUGGUUUUAUGUUAUUUUUGCUCGAGUUUUGGUAGGUCUUGUUUGAUCUAGUAAUUUACUGAGGUUAUACUGGCUUGAAGCACAGAUGGAACCCAAUAACUUUGGAUUCUGUAGUUUUAGGCUGCUUGUCUGAUGGAUUUGUUUCUUGGAGAUGCUGAGCUGCACAUCGAUUGUACCGGCAUGGUAUCCAUGUAUUGUAUCAUAUUGAGUCUUUCCACAUUUUCUUUUCUCAGAUUCUAUUUGGAGUGUAAUAUUUGUGACAAUUACAAGAACUCAAGUAUUCCUUGUUACAUUGUAUUACAUACAGACUUCCCCUUGAUGAUUUUCUGAUUAAGGUUUUAGUUGUGAA